Molecule: messenger RNA, 7105 nt
Organism: Cryptotermes secundus
Lineage: Eukaryota; Metazoa; Arthropoda; Insecta; Blattodea; Kalotermitidae
Product: serine-rich adhesin for platelets
Exons: 10
Coding region: 42-4640 (1532 amino acids)
Source: RefSeq, a predicted model, not a curated record
CUGUAGCCAAUCAGCAGACUCAGGACCCCCUGACAUUCAAGAUGGCACCAUGGCCUGAACAAGGCAACGAACCCAAGGCACCUGAUAAAUCGUGUAGUAAAGGUGGCGACAGCAGUUUAUCGGACUCAGCGAAAGUUAUCUCAGGGACAACGGAGGACGUUGAAGCGACUGACACUGCAAAUAAAACCGACUACAAACAGCCAGAAGACAAGAACCCUGAUGUGUCCAACUUGGACGAUGGUCAAUUGAAGGCACUCCUGGAUGAAGCUAUCACAUACAAGCGCCCUAAAGAUCGUGAGGGAAAGAGUGACUUGUUCAGGGAACUGCUGCAGGAGGCUGAAGCAGACGAAACUGAGUGUGGUGACAGACAUAGGGUUGGGGCUGAUGCCAUUCCAGAACAGGUAGUUUCAGCGAGUGGCUCCCGCUGUUACAGUAAUAGCAACAAACGACGCGGGCGUCGGGAUACAGCGGUAUCAGAACAUCAAACUCAUGGAGGCUCUCUACAGAACCUAGUUUAUGACAUUAAUUCUGAAUUUGACACUUCAGGGUUCGGCUACUUCAGUCAGUCAAGUGGGCACUCAGGUGGUGUAGGCAGGAGGAAAUCAAAACGGGGUAACAGCGGUCGAGACUACUGUGUAAGUGUGAGUGCCCGACAGCGUGAAGGUGGUUCGCUACCCAGUAAUGUAAAUGUGGGUGGGGCUAGUGGAGGAAUGCUCACAUUGAGUGGGCUUGAAUUCCCUCCCACUGCGCCUCUCUCCUCGGCAGCCACUGCUGCCCUACUAUUUGAUGACGCUCGAGGAUACAUAAGUAAGCAAAAUAAACCACGAAAGGAACUAGGACAUACAGUAUCAGCGAAUGAAUUCACAACCGCAAUGCCAGUUCACUCUUCUGCCAACGUCUCUUAUCAGACUGGAGGUGAAGCUCCGAACAAUGUGUCGAAAACGGAAUUCAUGGUUGUUGAUCUUAGAGACUUGGGUAAGAAUGGACAGGAGACAAAGACCAGUGGUGUGGUGGUGGGGGAAAGUGCGGUGGAAGGUGGAAGUGGCACAGGGAGUCUAAGUGGUGGUGAGGGUGGGAAGGUGCUUGGUGGUGAUUUAUGCAACAGUGGUAUGGAUGAGGAAGUGGGCAUUGAGAUGGAGGUGAUUCAGAGGAGCGAGGCAACUCGAGUUCCUAACUACACCAGUCGUGCCACGUUAGAGGUUGGUCUUGGUGGUGACUGCAGUACCAAGAAUAAGAACCUGACUGAUGGUGGAGAUGUUGACACCACUGUUGCAUUCCCACUAGGAAUCAUACAGUGUGAGAAACGUAGUGGUGUAGUGAAUGGUGUGGAGCAGAGUACCCUGCAACUUCCGUCUUCCUACAACUCUGUGAAGUGCAUUGUGGGUUCAACCAGUAACAGUAAUCGUGAGGACAGGAAUAGCGGUGCCACCAAAGGGAGUGAUGUUCUCAUGAAGCAGCACCCUGGUAGCUACAGUGGAGCAGAGGCAAUCAAGAGUGCGGCAGCAGCAGGCAGCAUGCUGCACAGCAUGUACCCCAUGCAACAUGUGAGCGUUCUGUCAAUACCUCCUACCAGGUGGAUAGCAACUUCGCUUGGCACAGGUGAUGAUGAUAAGCAAGUGGAGAACAAAAAGCACCAUGGCAGGAGGCAGCAGCUGGAUGGAGGUAGUAGUCUGAUUGAAACCCGAGACACCCCUAUGUAUGGGAGUAUCCCGUUAACACAUGGGAGGAAUUUUUUUGGGUUUACAUUUAUGGACCUUAGUGAAACAGUAAGCAGAUUAACCUUCCAUGGAAGCAAAGACACAAGUGGGGAUGGAAAGAACAAGUCCUAUGAUGAGAAUGGCAAUGCUGUCCAACAGAAUUACCGCCUUGAAUCUACCAACAGUAAUGACCGCAAGAGCAAGCAGCGCAGGAUGAAGACAAACAAUGACCGCAAUGUAAUAAUGUCUCAGAACAUUGAAGGGUAUCGUGGUGACAAGGACAUCGAAAGUUUAAUUGAGUUUAUUGAGUCAAACAAAGAGAGCAAGGGGAAAACAAAGAACAACUCUGCCCAUAGCAAUGGGACAGUAGGCUUUGGCAACAAACAGCAGCGGAAUAAUGUGCGAAGAGAAGAAGUUGUUACUGGGACUAAGGCUCGGCGAGAGCGAGCUAUUGAAGAUGGUCAGGAUGAGGAGAAAGCAUCUGGUAAGAACAGAAUUGGGGGUAAACAGAGUUCCAAGGAUCAUAGAGGGAGUGAUAAAGUUGGUGGUGAUGUUGGUAGUUCAGGACAGAUGAAAAAAUCCAACAGUUUAGAGGAGAUCUCCAAAACGAAGUUGGAGGACUUGACAGCAGAACAGGUUGGCACCAGCUCAGCAUCUGACUCUUUGACUUUCUCAGCACAAGUGACUCUGCGGCGACCAAAGAAGCAAGCAACAUUAGACGACGAUGAAUUGUACGGUGAGAAAGGCGAAACACCUGAUCAUACGUUAUGGGGUACAGAAGACAUACCACAGUACUUCAGCAAUGAUGGGUCAGCCACUGCAUCAGCUGAUGAGAGUGGCCCAGUGGCUGCUAGUGGUCGAAAGCGACGAGGAAUUGUGGAUGAAAAGAGGAAGCCUGAAGAUGGAGUCCCAGCUGUUGUUGUGUCGGCUGCUGCAUCUGAAGAAACAGAGUUUCACGUGGUGACGAAAAAGCAGAGACGCAAGAAGAAACGUAGUAGCAGUGGUAGUCGUGCUGGUAGCAGUGCUGGUGGACAUGGCGGUCUUUUUGGUGAUGAGAAUAGACGUCCAGCUGUGUCACAGUAUGGACACUCAUACUACCAAAACAGAGGGGAUUCUCAACGCAAGGGCUUUGUACCUGGAAGUGGCUUUCCCCCACAUGACCGUACAGUAGAGCGUGAAGGGGGCAGUGUUAUGCUAUAUCAGUAUAAUCGUUCUCGAUCACCUGAGCAUCUUCGCCGCAAGUCAACAUCCAGCAUGCCUCCAUCGGACAAGUCAGACAGCAGUGAUCUCGAUAGCGUGCACUCCCUCCCUGUGUCUUCUACAACUCCUAAAUUGGCCCUGGAUCAGACCUCCACAUCUAGUGGAUCAACACCACAAGCUUCAUAUGCUGACAUCACCCGGAUGGCAUCUUCAAAUGUGAAUUCCCCUUCCAGCACGCAGGGAAGCUGCAACAUCGGUGCAGGAAAAUGGCCCACGAUGACUACAACCAAAAGUCAGGCAGUUUCUCCACCAGCCACCAGUACCUGUACCUCUACCACUACCACUACCACUACAACCACAACCAUUUCCUCUACGGUCAUUUCUUCCGCUAAUAUUACAGUCUCUAGUGCUUGCAUCAAUACUAGUACAACCUCAGUCCCUGCAGUAGCUACACCUCUUGCCUUGAACAAUCCGCAGUUCAUUACUGGGCCAAAACUCAAUAUUGGAGUUCCUCCUGUCAGUGGAUCCAAGGCAACUGUAUCCACUUCAGCCAACCCUAGUAAUAAUGUGACCUGUACUAGUAGCAGUAAUUCUGUGCCCCAAUCUAAUUCUCUCACUUCAGUUACCUCAAGUGAUGCAGCAUCAUCAUCGUCAACAGUGGCUUUGAAUCAGAAUCCUGAGUCUUCAUGUAAUCCUGCUGUAUCUUCUAGACAUAGAAACAAUCCCCCUUUGCCUGAUCCCCGUACUAAGAAAGAUGCUAUGACGAGCACGACUUUAGACUAUAAACUGAUUCCUGUGGAAGAAUAUAACCCAAGUCAUAGGCUACAAGCUGCAGUUAAUAAACCUACUGAGCACCUGCCCCCCUCUCCAAAUGUAAUAAUGGACAGCUACUACCCUUCAUUGGAAGAGAGUUUGGUUGCAGACAAAGUGGACCGUAAGCCAGGCAGGUGUAGUAAUCCCUGUAGUACUUCCAGCAGGUUACCUGCAGAAGAAACCCCCUCCACUACUGUAGCCCCUUUUAAUGUCAGUGCUUCAGAACCUGAGAACUGUGGUAAGGGACCCAGACAUGUAGAUAUUUGUAGUGAAAUAAGAGUGAAGCAGCAACCUUUAGAAGCAUCUGUGAUAGCUCCAAGAAGCAGCUUGUGCUCUGCUGGGGAACCAGUUGCCCCAGAAGUGUCGGUUGCUAGUGCUCCUACUGUGAUGUCAUCAAACUUGAACCGAUCAAAGGAGGCAAUGUUUAGGUCAAAAGGUAGUAGUAGAAAAGUUUCUUCUGCUAGCAGCAUUGUUGAGGCAUCAUCUUCAGUUCGUCCACCAGUCAUCAUAAUGGAUGAACAAGAGCAGGAAGCUGCUUUCAGGGAAAAUGUAGGAACAGUUAGUGAAUUGACUUUUGGGUUUGAAGUAAACGAACAGCUGCUGCUCUCAGAUGCUGAUGAGAACUCACGAUCUGCCAGUGCUGAACCACCCGGUGCUGUGGAGGAAGCGGUAGUUAGCAUAAGCCCAGUAACUGGAAGCAUAACAUCAGAUGUGCCAUUGCCAGAGGAGACUACGACUAUGGUGCCCACCAUCAGCAUCAGUGCUAGCGAAGAUUUCUCUGCCCGGUAUCGUGAGCCACCUACGCAACAGGCUGACAACCAUGAUCUAAUUGUUGCAUUUGUUGGACAAGCCUGGGAAGAUGUGAUGAAGGAGAUGAGUGCCUCUCUCUCGCAAGCAGGUGGCAAAGUUCAGUACUACAGUGGUCAGUGAAAAUGGCUUUGAAGGAUACUGUCUUGCUCUUCUUCCUUUUUGCAUUUUGCAGAUAUUUAAUUUCUUCAGAGGGGGGAGCAGUGCUUCAAAUGUGAUUUGCAUUUAUAUUUUGUGAGUAGUAAGCUUUGAAAAUUUAUAAAAAGAGUUGUUCAUAUUACAUGGUGAGGAAGUACGUAAAAAUAGUGAACGUUUUAUCUUUUCCAAGAGAUAAAAAAUGUGUAUGAAACAUUUGCGCGAACGUAAAAACGUGAAAUAAAAAGUGGUGGCCACCUGAAUAUGGAAAGUGAACCAUCAUUGCUUUAAAUUUAGCCAAAGGCAUCACAGAUCUUGCGAACAGUGUGAUGAGAUUGGCUCGUGCUAAUCCAGUCUUGCUUUGAAAACACAUAUUUUGUGAAGUAAUAGUGGCACAAGCAGGCAUCGCUUCUCGAGAUUUUAUGCUCGACAAUAAUGUGGAAUUAAGCGUGAACUAUAGCAGAAGUUGUUGGCUCAUUAACUGCACAUGGUGUUUUGGUCUGUAAUGUGAUAUUACAUUGGCAGUGAGUGUGUCGGUUGUUGAAAUUUAUGGUACUGUUCCUUGUUUCUGAUAGAAGUGCUGACAAUUCUUGAUCUCGAGGGGGGGAAGUAGUCACUACAGAAUAAUAACUGUACUGAUUGUUGACUGGUAUUAGGAAGAUAUGUGAAUGGUUUGUUUUUGAAAACAAUUUAAUUGGAAGAAAUUAGUUUCUUCUGUGGCAGGGUAAUAUGUAUUGUUGGGGAGGGCACCAUGGAACACCCGAGGUAUGAACAAGGGAACCCCCCUUCCAUAUUCAUUUGAAUCACAUCACCACCAUUUGUGCAUCUACAUACACACAAAAUGAUGAUAAAGCAAGAACUGAAGCCUAAUUUUAAGGUGACAACUUUUAUUUCAGAAAAAAAAGUUGCUUACUUGCAUUGUUUAUUUUUGUUGCAGGAAAUAGAAUGUGACAUGGACUUUUUCAGUCAGUCAAUAAUGGAAGUAUUGCUUUCAAACUAAUAAAAAAUCAGGUUAAAAAAUGAAAAAAAAAGUCCUUCCCAACCUUCCCCCCCCAAAAAAAAAAGAAAGAAAGAAAGAAAGAAAGAAAGAGCUGAAUUGCAGCUGUUAACAUUUGCUGUGGUAUAUUGUAUCUGCUUGCCAUAUUGUGGUAUAGCAUCUAUUUGUGUUGUUAGUCCAGCAGCUGGAAGCAUUACUGUCAACUCGUAUCUUCAAACAGUUGCAGCAUAAUACAACUUUUUUCACUUUGCAGUCUACCACAAUAAAUGUUUAUUGAAGGUUUGAGUAGUUCCAGUGCUGAGAAGCAUCUGAGGCUUUGUCAUCAUGGAUAUUUGCAUGGCUUUGUCUAAAAGUAAUAUGUACUAGGAUUUUUAUUUCUUAACAUUUUGUGGGGCCAUGUGGCAACACUGGCUGCUCUUACACUUUAUGCAUCUUCAAGUUUAGAAUGCAGUCAUGAGGAAUUAACAUGAAGUAAGCAACCGACAUCAAAAUGGAGUAGAUCCCAAAUUGUGUGAGAUUGUGGUUUGGAAGUUUUGUGCCCCUAUCCACCUGAUCAAUUGUUAAGUGUUACUCUCUCUCUUGAGUUGUCCUUUAUAAUAUAUUUGUUUGUCUUCAGUGUGUUUGCUAAGUCAUAUCGAAACAGUAAGUUUCUAAAGGAGGAAACUUAAUGAAAAGAUGCAUAAAGAUAUGUUUCAAUGAAAAGAACUGUGAAAUAGUAUUUCUUUUUCACUGAUAACAGAAAACAGUAAUUAUGAUGAUGGCUAUAAAAAUAUAUAGUUUUGGUCAUUUUCAGAUUGUAAUUUGGUAACUAGUCUGGAAACAAAUUAUCACUAACAAAUUGAGACACACUGCAUUUGUGUUGCAUAAUUGGUUUACCCAUGCAUUAAAAAGUUAUAUUUGUUAUAUAAUUGUAUAAUAAUGUAGUCUUGAAUAAGAGUACAAAGUUUUGACACUUGUGUGCUGAAUUAUCAGUUUUCUUGAAUUACAGAGACAUGUAAAAAGAAGCUAUGUUCUUUAUAAAGUUAAUUUGUUGAGAGUAAGACACUUAAGUGGUUGAAACCAUGUAACAGGCUUUUUUUGCCAUUGUCUUUGUAAGUCAUUUUAGUUGUAGCAAUCCUGUUAAUACUUCAGCCAGAGGACACGGUUAUUUUCCCCUCAGUAUGAUUGGGUAUCAAGAGGGGAGGGAGAAGGGGGGAGAGAUUUUGUGUGUGUGUGUGUGCAUGUGUGCGUGUUGUAUUUCACAGUUUUCAUAACACUGUAUUGAGAAUUCAGUGCUCAAGUGACAAUUCUACUUGGAAUUUUGCAAGACUGCAUUUUAUUUGCCUUUGAUGAUGGUUUUGCCCACAUAAAAAUUGUUAAUGCCAUUGAAUAUUGUUGCGGUAAUGAUGGAUGAAAAAAAUGGUAUAUACCCCAUUUGGAAUUAAACCUAUAAUAAAAAAGGAAUGUCACCAGUUAA